GAAAAUGCGUGUAAAUAUGGCGGACGAUGGCGAGUCGCUGGAGUCGUGGCUCAACAAAGCAACUAACCCUUCUAACAGACAGGAAGACUGGGAGUAUAUUAUGGGAUUCUGUGACCAAGUCAAUAAGGAGUUAGAAGGUCCACAAAUAUCUGUUCGACUUUUGGCUCAUAAGGUUCAGUCUCCCCAGGAAUGGGAGGCGAUGCAAGCAUUGACGGUUCUUGAGGCUUGCAUGAGGAACUGUGGACGAAGGUUCCACAAUGAAAUUGGAAAGUUUAGGUUUCUAAAUGAACUGAUUAAAGUAGUAUCACCAAGAUACCUUGGCGACAAAGUACCAGAGAAGGUAAAGACAAAAGUGAUCGAGAUGCUGUACACUUGGUCAGUGUCUCUGCCUGAUGAGACAAAGAUCUGUGAAGCAUAUCAGAUGCUAAAGAAUCAAGGUAUUAUUUCAGUUGACCCAGAUGUUCCUCUUGAUGCCACACUAAGGUCAUCACCUGCGCAGCCCAGGAAUCCCGUAUUUGAUGAUGAGAGGAAGAGCAAGAGAUUAGCAGAGUUACUAAGGAGCAAAAAGCCUGAAGAUUUGCAGGAGGCCAAUCGGCUCAUCAAGAACAUGGUCAAAGAGGAUGAGGUGCGAACACAGAAGGCUACAAAGCAGAAAAGCACACUGGAGGAAGUAAAUAACCGUGUUAAACUCCUUAAUGAGAUGCUCGCUCAUUUCAGCCCUGACCACUCCACAGACGGAGACAGGGAGCUCAUUAAGGAGUUGUAUGGUGAUUCUGAAAAUCUGAGGCGAACAGUAGUUCAGCUCGCUACUGACACUGAGGAUAAUGACAGCAACCUUGGAGACAUCCUGCAGGCCAGUGAUGACCUCUCCAACGUUAUUACUCGCUAUAAGAAGAUUGUAGGACAGACCAUCAAUGGACACACUGAAGAAGCACAACCAUCAGACAAAAAGAGCACCAAUGAAAAAAGUAACACAGAAGAGUCAGAGAUUCUGAUUGAUUUGGUGGACUUGGAUGUUCAGAGUCCCUCUCCAGCAGCACAACUCCCAGCAUCCUCUCCUUCUGUUCCUGAAGAUCUUCUGUGUGGUUGUGCUUCCACUGAGCGUCCGUUUCCCUCUGCAGCUCUCUCUCUGCUUGAUGAGGAGCUGCUGUCUUUAGGCAUCAACGAACCAGAUUUUGUUCAAAUUAAAUCUUCACCACCAAAACAAGAAAAUGUGAGCAAUCAGGAUUCCAGUCAGAAUUUAGACCUUCUCAACACAUUGUCUUCAGUUCCUGCAUUUUGCGCAUCUCCACUUUUAACUGAUGUUGCUUUUGGAUCGGUUGCCUCCAUUAAGUCUGCUAACAUGGCCUCUGCUGUAAGCGUUUCCAUCCCUCCGUUCUCCACACCUGUUUCCACAGCGUCUGUGUCUUCUUCAUCGGUCAUUGUCCCCAAGCUGUGGCUCAGUACGGCCUCGACCCACAUGGCCCCGGUGGCUCCAUCUCUGGUAUUUGGUGAGGCAUCAUCCUUGCCAUCCUGUGCGUCACCUUCAGCAAAACCCAUCGUCUCACAGCAAGUCUCCUGUGGAGCUUCUCAGUCGGCUUCGCCAUCAAUCAUUUGCGAUCUCCAGGACCUAGACAUGCUGGACCUGGGCGGUCCUACAAAUGUCAGUGUGGCCUCCUCCACAUCAGUGCCUCUGCUGGGAGUGAUGUCGCAAGACUCCACUGCACCGCCUGCUGUUGAUUUGAUAGGUGACACCCAUCUGUUGGGGUCUCUGUCACCUGUACUCCCUGUGAGUCAGAUGCUUACACCGAAAGGACAAGAGCUGUCCCUUACCAAUGUCUUUGUCCCUCUGAGUACCAUUAAGCCGAGUGAACUGUGUCCUGUGACGGCAUACGACAAAAACGGAGUUCGUGUUUUGUUGCACUUUGCCACUGACAGUCCACCGGGCAGACCUGAUGUUCUGGUGAUGGUGGCGUCCAUGCUGAACACGUCCCCUCUCCCUGUCAGGAACCUCACUCUGCAGGCUGCAGUGCCAAAAACAAUGAAGGUGAGACUGCAGUCGCCCUCGGGGACGGAGCUGGCUCCUUUUAACCCAGUCCUUCCUCCUGCUGCCGUCACUCAAGUCAUACUGUUGGCCAAUCCUCUCAAGGAAAAGGUUCGGAUGAAAUACAAACUGAUAUUCGUGCUGGGAGAGCAGCCUCACACUGAAGUGGGGGAGGUGGAUGAUUUCCCACCUACUGACAGAUGGGGGGCACUAUAGCCUAUUUGCCCCUUUAGUACCCUGGCAGACUGCAUUUUUUUUUUUUUUUUUUUUCUUUUGAAGGUUUUUCUUUUUGGGAAGUUUGCCAGUGCAGCUAAAGGACCAAUAACAAACACAACAUCGUAAGGCUUUAGGGGAAUUUACUGACUAUUGUGAGGGUUUGUGGACCCUUGAGGAUUUGUUUUUUCUUUUGCCUCAAGAUGUUCCAGCAAAUAGCUGGUUUAGACUAACAACUGCCCCCUCAUCCAAUUAUAACUGAUUGUAGGAUAGGAAAUGAUGUCGGAUAAGCUCCAGGAAAUGAUGUCUUACAUCCCGUGGAUAUAGACUAAUAUUGUUUGGACCUCACCCUGUAAAACAAAAAUCUGAGUCAUGCAUUAAUAUCUCACUUCACUGUCCAACAUAGAGCCCAUAUUAGUGAAAUAAAGGUUAUGUAAGGCAAAUCAGGUCUGGGAGGAGUAACGAUGUCCCACAUUUGACCACCAUCGUACUGCUUGUUGUAAAAGGUAUUUCAACAAACAUUUUAUCUUUAUUAAAAGAAUAUAUUAAAUAAUAUUAAACAUAUAGAUGGGCCCAUUUAUGGAUGUUAGAUCACAACAAAGUGCAACAAGCACCAAUGAAACUGCAGGAUAUGAAUCCAUAUUUGGAUAGUCAACUACAAAUCAAACUGCAUUUAUGGACAGUCACUUUAAAGGCCACGCCUGCACUGAAGAUUUACAGGUACAUCUAAAAAAAAAUAAUUUUUUUUUAAAUUACACUAUCAAGAAAAAGCUCUGUUUUGGAAGAUGUUUCAGAAAGUGCAAAUAUUAUAUACCAUAUUGUAGAUUCAUUACUUCUAAACUAAAACAAUUCAAACAUUUUUUUUAUUUUAAGUUUGGCCAUUGUAAAACAUAAUUAAGGACUAAAUAUGUAGAUUUGGAUCAUCACCAAAAUAUUAAUACCCCCCCUCACCCCCAUUUUAACAACCAAUAUUCUCACUGGUCCACUGGUUUCUGACUGAAUCCUGGUCACAAACUUUUGUUACAUAGUAACAUUUGCUUCAAGUAGUGACCUGAUUCUGGGUUCUGUAGCCACACAUUUAUUUGUACAGAAGUAUUGGAAUAAUAGAGCAAAACACAUUGAAGGAGAGAUUCAAGCCAAGGCUACAAACAUAGGUCACCACACGACUUUCUGCUGACUAUUAUUUCUUUUUGUGCUGUUGACAGACAAGAGUCUGUUACUGCCUCUUCAGAGUAUUCAAAAUUACUGCUGAAUACUUGUCUUCGAAGUUCUAAUCAGGGUCUGAGGUUACAGUGUUGUUGCUUGCAAUAUUUUGCUAUUUAAUAUUUUAAAUGUUUUUACUUUUUUGUGAAUGUAUGAUUUAUUUUGGUUUGUGGAUGAAGGAAUCACAUCUGGUAGCUUUCUGUAUGGCGUUUCAGUUUACGGUUGCAUACUUGCACUGCAGUUAAAUGUCAGCAGUGGCCCAUCAAAGUAACUUUGUUACAACAUUGAAACUGAUUUUUCUAAUGAUAAAUUGUGUAUCAUUGGUGGGAUGUAGUCCAAUAUGCUGUGGAAUACAUAAAUGUUUGACUUUCAGGGUUGAUUUUAAUCUUUAUUCCAUUUCCUUAAUAGUGGUUCCCAUGCUGUCCUCGUUUACCCCUCAACUUCAUGUUUCCA
Molecule: messenger RNA, 3892 nt
Organism: Thalassophryne amazonica
Lineage: Eukaryota; Metazoa; Chordata; Actinopteri; Batrachoidiformes; Batrachoididae
Gene: gga3a
Product: golgi associated, gamma adaptin ear containing, ARF binding protein 3a
Exons: 18
Coding region: 5-2239 (744 amino acids)
Biological process (GO): intracellular protein transport; vesicle-mediated transport
Cellular component (GO): trans-Golgi network
Molecular function (GO): phosphatidylinositol binding; ubiquitin binding; small GTPase binding
Source: RefSeq, a predicted model, not a curated record